Molecule: messenger RNA, 595 nt
Organism: Macroventuria anomochaeta
Lineage: Eukaryota; Fungi; Ascomycota; Dothideomycetes; Pleosporales; Didymellaceae
Exons: 1
Coding region: 134-499 (121 amino acids)
Source: RefSeq, a predicted model, not a curated record
AAUGCUCCUGUCCUAUUAUCACCGGAGAGCCACUUCCAUCCAACAUCAUGUAUAGUACCUGGAGGGUUUCUGUAAGUAAGCCAGACACUUGUCCAACUCAUAUCGCCUUUCUUCCCUUGGUCGCAUCGAUGUUAUGAGAACAAGAGCGAUCUUUAACCGAAUUACUUUCGCACUACCACCAUCGGUGUCCAUGGCCCUGGUGCUUUACGACGCAAAGGCAUCCACAUGUCCUUCUUGCGGUAUUUUCAGGGUACUAGCUGAGUCCAGAUUACAUCGAGGUUGGCCGGAGGCAAAUCCUAACAAAUCUAGCGAAAAGUCCAUGUUGUCACCGUUGCUUGUCUUCCCGAGGGCCGUUGAAUGCAACGUCUGCGGCUUGGAUCGUGGCUGCUCUCACGGCUUGGCAAAAUCAAUAAAGAUUACAACGUUUGCCGGCACACCUCUUUUAUACUAUCAAACGCCAGGAGCAAGAAUGCACCUUGGAGCUAGAAAUGCGUACUGAGGACAACCUCUUCACACGGUUCGUCAUGAAGGUCAGUAUACAUAGGAUUCCACUCUGCAUUAUCAUUUCGCCUGCGCUCAACAACCCAUUGACGAC